Molecule: messenger RNA, 2019 nt
Organism: Phacochoerus africanus (Common warthog)
Lineage: Eukaryota; Metazoa; Chordata; Mammalia; Artiodactyla; Suidae
Gene: HOXC11
Product: homeobox C11
Exons: 2
Coding region: 88-1002 (304 amino acids)
Biological process (GO): anatomical structure development; regulation of transcription by RNA polymerase II
Cellular component (GO): nucleus
Molecular function (GO): RNA polymerase II cis-regulatory region sequence-specific DNA binding; DNA-binding transcription factor activity, RNA polymerase II-specific
Source: RefSeq, a predicted model, not a curated record
UAACGCGUCAUCUCGCCUUCCCAAAUUUUCCCCCCUCGCUAGACAGGGUCCAAAACCUCCAUCUGGAGCCGGCAGGAGAAGAGAACGAUGUUUAACUCGGUCAACCUGGGCAACUUCUGCUCGCCGUCGCGCAAGGAGAGGGGCGCUGAUUUCGGCGAGCGAGGGAGCUGCGCCUCCAACCUCUAUCUGCCCAGUUGCACUUACUACGUGCCCGAGUUCUCCACGGUCUCCUCCUUCCUGCCCCAGGCCCCCUCUCGUCAGAUCUCCUAUCCCUACCCGGCCCAAGUGCCCCCGGUCCGGGAGGUCUCCUACGGCCUGGAGCCCUCCGGCAAGUGGCACCACCGGAACAGCUACUCCUCCUGCUAUGCGGCGGCCGACGAGCUCAUGCACCGGGAGUGCCUGCCUCCUUCCACCGUCACCGAGAUCCUCAUGAAAAACGAAGGCUCCUACGGCGGCCACCACCACCCCAGCGCCCCGCACGCCGCCCCGGCCGGCUUCUACUCCUCGGUCAACAAGAACAGCGUCCUGCCUCAAGCCUUCGACCGUUUCUUCGACAACGCCUACUGCGGCGGCGGAGACGCGCCGGCCGAGCCCGCCUGCCCGGGCAAGGGGGAGGCCAAGGGGGAGCCCGAGGCGCCCCCGGCCUCGGGACUGGCGGCCCGGGCUGAGGCAGGGGCCGAGGCCGAGGCCGAGGAGGAAAACACGAAUCCCAGCUCGUCCGGUUCAGCCCACUCAGCGGCCAAGGAGCCGGCCAAGGGAGCCGCCCCCAACGCCCCCCGCACCCGCAAGAAGCGCUGCCCUUAUUCGAAAUUCCAGAUCCGGGAACUGGAGCGAGAGUUUUUCUUCAACGUGUAUAUCAACAAAGAGAAGCGGCUGCAGCUGUCCCGGAUGCUGAAUCUGACGGACCGACAAGUGAAAAUUUGGUUUCAGAACAGAAGGAUGAAAGAAAAAAAACUAAGCAGAGACCGGCUGCAGUAUUUCUCGGGAAAUCCUCUGCUGUAACCGCAGACCGGGCCCUUUCGGGGAGGGGGGAGGGAAGGGGGAGAUUAUUUUAUUUUAUUUUAAGUUUUUAUUUUCUAACUCGCCUCCUUUCCGCGGGUGGAAAACUGGACUGUGGCCAGGGCUGGCCCCCACUGCCGUUUGCCCGCACUUCUUUCUGGAACCUCCUUCACCUUGGUCUGACUCCAUGUGGGACAGGGACCGGGCCUGGAAAGGGGGGUGAAGGAAAGUGUCUGACCCACGGCGAGUGGACACCGUUGGCGCCGAGGCCAAGACUCUUUAUUUAAAAGAAAACACACCUCGCGACAACGUCUUGCUGCUCGGAUUGGGCGGGGGAGGGGCGAGAGUAGUGGCCGCCAGAAGCGAACAAUCCUUGAACUAAAAGCCUUGCCCAAGUGGGAAGAUCUGCUAGGACACCGCGUCUUCCAGGGGAGAAGGCCCGGGGCUCCCCGCCCCUAUCCCACCUCGCCCCACUGCUAGGGGGCAGCUAAAUGUGAUCCCGCCUUGCUGUGAAAUUUCUGUUCCUUUGACCUGGUGUUAGGUGUGCCACGUCCAUGUCCUACCUCCGUCUGCGCCCAGGCCCCGCCCGAGCCUAAAGUUGUUCUCCCCUUGAGCGUGUAGAGCCCUCCUUUGAAAUGUCUUAACUGGUGCAUUGAGGUUUCCUAACCUUUUUCCAAGCCGUGCCCCACUCCAUGAAUUUAUAGCUAUAGUCUAUGCAUUUGUUACCACUUUUGUUAAGGCAGAAAAAAAAAAAAGGUUGGGAUGGAAGAGGCAGUAGGGAGAUGGGAUUGGACACCUCUUCCAUGCUGGGGCCUGAAUUUUUGUAAAUAAAUUUCACAAGCAUUUCUUUCUACCCGGAGGGGAUGUGGGGUGGACUCGCCUGGAAUGAGAUUCGAAUCACCCGUCUCCAUGUGCGUGAGUGCGUGUGUACGUGUGCAAUCCCCACCGUGCUCUCGUCCCAGAGGGAUUGCUGUGAAUUUUUUUUUUUUGUGGCAAAUAAAGAUAUUUCAUUCUGUUCAA